AUGAUCAAUCGAAAUAGUAAAAUAAAAUUUAUUGAUAUAAUUGAUGGUAUGCAUACUUGUGGUAUUGAAUUGGAAAGUGUUUCAUAUAAUGAAUGGAAGAUGAAAAUGAAGAGAUUUAAUGAUCAAAAGAAUCCUCUUGAAUCUGUAUCAGAAUUCUUCUCAAAGAGUGCUUUUAGCGAAAGAAGUUUAAUAUCAGCUGAUCAGUUUUAUGGUGCUGUUUGUGCAUUAGAUUUUCCAUCCUUCGAUAAAGAUUAUAUUUGUAAAUGGUUAAGUUUUAUAAUGCAUAAUAUUGUUCGUAAAUAG
Molecule: messenger RNA, 303 nt
Organism: Rotaria sordida
Lineage: Eukaryota; Metazoa; Rotifera; Eurotatoria; Philodinida; Philodinidae
Source: the annotation of a GenBank genome assembly